AAUUGCUUGUUGAUAAAUUGAAGAAAAAAAAUGGAGCAAGAAUCCCAAAAGAGAAAGCUAGAAGAGACUAGUCUUGAGAUUGAGCCUCAAAAUACCCCAAUUUUAUGUGCAAAUAAUUGUGGAUUCUUUGGGAGUUCAAGCUCCAAUAAUCUUUGUUCAAAGUGCUACAAAGAUUAUAUGUUGAAACAAUCCAAAAUCUUUGAUGAAGAAUCGAAAAAGAGCGAGAAAAAAUCGGUUGUAGAGGAAAUUGAGACGAGCCAGUUGGGAAAGAGGGUUUUGUUGUGGUACAACAGGGUGUUGCAAGUGAGGGGCUGUCGUCGGGGAAUGUGAGAAGGGGGAAUGAGAAUGUUGAGAAACCACCUCGCAAUAGGUGCAAUUUUUGCAAGAAAAGGGUUGGCUUGACGGGGUGUAAGUGCUGGUGUGGGCAGACGUUUUGCUUCUAUCAAGAGUGUGUUUGAUUACAAGAGUGCAGGGCAGGAUGCUAUUGCGAAGGCAAAUCUGGUGGUGAAGGCUGAUAAGAUUGAGAAGGUAUGAUGGGGAGCGGGGGAUGGUGGCAGUGGUGAUGGCGGUUUGGUGUAUGAAGAAUGGUGUUGGAGAUAAUAAGUUGCCUCCAUUGCUUUGGUUUAGAAAUUUUGAGAAACUUGAAAAGCUUGAAUCUAUAUUUUAAUCAAAUCAACACUUCUCUAGCAAGUUCAGGAAUAUGUGAAUUGAAGAACUUGGCUGUAUUGGAUCUCAGUUUCAACAAUUUCUAUGAUCAGCACUUGAAAUGCCUUCACAACUUGACUAACCUUAAAGGCCUUGAUUUUUGAAUCAAUCGGUUAAGUAGGAAGUACUUGUCGUAUGUUGCUGAUGAUCUCACAUCCCUAGAAUAUUUGUCACUGCACGAGAAUAUCGAUACAAUUUUGCCUAGAUUGUCAUAUAUGGAUAUGUCAGAAUUUAUUAGAAGGUAAUAUUCCUUCUUCAAUGGAUGGAAUUAAAAGACUUAAUCUUUUGGAUUUGUCUAGCAAUAAUUUUUCAAGAGAGUUAUCAGAUGAUUUUGUUAACUGUUGCUUCUUAUUAGAAUUACUAAGACUAUCAGAUAACAAAUUUCGGGGGCAGAUUUUUCCUAAGCAUAUGAACCUAACACAAUUACAAUGGUUAUACUUGGACAAUAACAACUUCAGUGGGAAGAUUGGAAAUGGGCUCUUAAAUGCAACUUUUUUAAUUGUCUUAGAUAUCAAUAACAACAAGGUAUCUGGUCAAAUUCCACAUUGGAUUGACAAAUUUUCAAGUAUUUUUUGUCUUUUAAUGUCAAAUAAUCUUCUAGAAGGUAGUAUUCCCAUUCAACUAAGCAAUCUUGAAAGUUUUUUGGUACUAGAUGUCUCUGAAAAUAGGUUGUUGGGAUCUCUAGCACAUGACUUUAAUCUUUCGGUGGACUAUCUUUACAUGCAAAAGAAUGCUCUUAAUGGAUCAAUCCCAAAAUCAUUGUUUGAAAACUCUAAAUUGAUUACAGUUGAUUUGAGAGGUAACAAGUUUUCUAGAAAUAUUGAUCCCCGUUCGUUUAAUGAUCACUUAAUUCUUCAUUUUCUUCUCUUGUCAAACAAUCACCUACAAGGCAAUAUUCUUGACCAAUUGUGUCAAUUAAGAAACCUAGAUCUCUUAGAUCUUUCACAUAACGAACUCAAUGGGUCAAUUUUAUCAUGUUUUACUAAUUUGACAUGUUGGAGUAUGGUAGGGGAGAUUGAUUGUAAACCUCUCAUUUCAGAGUAUUCUUGGGGUAUUGAUAUUGAUGAUAAACUAGAUUUUGUCUAUGAUUCAUUUUCUUUCAUGAAAAUCUUUUCUAUAUCAUUACGUCCACAAAUAGACCACAAGGUCGAAUUUACGAUGAAAAAUAGACUAGAGUCGUAUAAGGGAUAUACUUUUGGUCAUGUUUCUGGAUUGGAUUUGCCAGACAAUGAAUUAACUAGUAAAAUCCCAUAAAAAGUUAGAGCUUCAAGGAAUCUUAUCAUUGAAUUUGUCUUACAAUUCAUUAUCAAGACUUGUACCAAAUAGUUUUGCCCGUUUGAAAGAGAUAGAGAGCCUAGACCUUUCCCACAAUAAAUUAAGUGGCCAAAUUCCUCCACAGUUAACUCAGCUAUAUUUUUUAGAGGUCUUUUAUGUGGCAGACAACAACUUAUCGGGAUCCAUUCCUAAUCUUUGUGGUCAAUUUGGGAGUUUUAAUGAAAGUAGUUAUGAAGGCAAUCCUUAUCUUUGUGGUCAAUUAAUUAAGAAGAAUUGCACUAAUGCGACAAUACCACAACCUCUAGCAGCUAUAAAAGAUGAAGAUGAUAAUGAAUAUGUUAUUGACAUAGAAGCAUUCGGCUGGAGUUUUGUUGGGUCAUAUGUCACAACUAUAUUGGUGUUGAUAAUGAUCUUUGAAUCAACUCGUAUUGGUGUAGAAUCUGGUUUAAUUUCAUUGAUGUAUGUCUUUAUUUAUGUUUUUACUGGUUUUCCAAGUAUGUUUGACAUUGACUUUGAUUAAUAUGUGCACCAUAAUAAGUUGCUACCA
Molecule: messenger RNA, 2527 nt
Organism: Mangifera indica (mango)
Lineage: Eukaryota; Viridiplantae; Streptophyta; Magnoliopsida; Sapindales; Anacardiaceae
Product: putative receptor-like protein 16
Exons: 3
Coding region: 964-1959 (331 amino acids)
Molecular function (GO): protein binding
Source: RefSeq, a predicted model, not a curated record